Lachancea sp. 'fantastica' is the source of this 555-nucleotide messenger RNA. The record is from the annotation of a GenBank genome assembly. NCBI's taxonomy places the organism in Eukaryota, Fungi, Ascomycota, Saccharomycetes, Saccharomycetales, Saccharomycetaceae.
AUGGGGAACUCUAUAUCAAAGGUAAUGGUAAAGAUGUUCGGGUACCGAGAAAUGAAGAUUCUGAUGCUCGGGCUCGAUAACGCUGGUAAAACAACAAUUCUGUACAAGCUCAAACUCAAUAAAAUCAAGACAUCGGCCCCCACUGUGGGAUUCAACGUGGAAACAGUUUCGUUCAGAAACGUCAAGUUCAACAUGUGGGAUGUUGGUGGGCAAGAUCGACUCAGGCCGCUCUGGAGACACUAUUUCCCGGCCACUACGGCGCUCAUCUUCGUGCUGGACUCGCAGGACUCUGCCAGACUCAACGAGGCCAAGGAAGAGCUAUACAGCAUCAUCAGUGAUAAGGAAAUGGAGGACGUGGUGCUUCUGGUGCUGGCCAACAAGCAGGAUUUGAAGGGUGCAAUGGGUCCGCAGCAAAUUUCUGACUAUCUGGAGCUCAACGACCAUCUGGAUAACCAAUUGUGGUGCGUCAUCGGAAGCAACGCGCUGACGGGCCAGGGUCUAGUGGAAGGGCUGUCAUGGAUCACCAAUAACACAAAAGCUAAAGACAAGAAAUGA